Molecule: messenger RNA, 1281 nt
Organism: Acytostelium subglobosum LB1
Lineage: Eukaryota; Evosea; Eumycetozoa; Acytosteliales; Acytosteliaceae
Exons: 2
Biological process (GO): response to endoplasmic reticulum stress
Cellular component (GO): endoplasmic reticulum lumen
Molecular function (GO): protein disulfide isomerase activity; protein-disulfide reductase activity
Source: RefSeq, a predicted model, not a curated record
AGAAUAAUGAAAACAAUAUUUAUAAGUUUAAUAUUGUUGUUGUCAACUUUAGCAUCAUUGAUUGUGGCCGAGCCUCCUUUUUAUGGCAAGGGUUCAAGUGUACAUAACUUGAAUGCCAACAACUUUGAUUCAAUGGUGAAUGGUGACGAUCAUAAUUGGUUGGUAGAGUUCUAUGCCCCAUGGUGUGGACACUGCAAGAGUCUGAAGCCUGAGUACGAGAAGGCCGCCACCAACCUCAAGGGCAUCACCAAGUUUGCCGCCGUCAACUGUGACGAGGACGCCAACAAAGAUUUGUGUGGCCGUGUGCACGAGAUCAAGGGCUUCCCAACGAUCAAGUUCUUCCCAUCAAAGGCCAAUGCCAAGGGACAAAAGGUGGCCGAGGAGUACCAGAGCGGACGUAGCGCCAAGGACUUUAUCUCGUUCAUGACCGGACGUCUGCCAACCUAUGUCGAGAAGCUCACCGAACAGAGCAUCGACAAGUUCAUCACAUCAAACAAGCAUGCCAAGGCUGUGCUCUUCACCGACAAGGCCAAGACCUCAAACCUCUACAAGGCACUCUCCAUCGACUUCCAUCACAGUCUCCCACUCGGAGAGAUUCGUACAUCAAGCCAAGAAGUCUUGGACAAGUUCAAGGUAAAGUCAAUGCCAACUCUGGUUCUUUUCAAGAGCGACUCUGAAGAUAGCGCAGUUCAGUAUGAUGGAAAGUUGGAUCACGACUCUAUCACUGCAUUCUUGCAACCAUUUGAGAAUGUUGAAGCCAAGCCAAAGAGACAACAGCAGAAGGGUGGAAAGGACAGCAAGCAACAGAAGCCAAAGGAGAAGGAGGUGCCAGUCGAGCCAGCCCUCGACCACGCCGUGCUCAUCGAGAGCCAGGAGCAGUUUGACAAGUACUGCGCCAACGGCCUGUGCUCCGUCUCGCUGUUUGACUUCCAGAACGAGGACGACAAGGAGAGCAACGAGCGCUACAUUGAGAUGCUCAACAAGAUCGCCAAGAAGCAGGCUGGUCGCGUCAAGAUCGUUUACAUGGACGGCUCGAUUCAGGCCAACUUCAUCCAGGCCUUUGACCUGUCUGGUCUGCCCAACACAUUCGUUAUCAACAUCAACAAGAUGGCCUACACACCCUACCUUGGCUCAUACACUGAGGAGGCCAUCGAUGACUUCCUCGGCAACGUCUUGGUUGGCAAGAAGAGGGCCGUCACCUUCAAGACCGUUCCCAAGGUCGUGGCCAAGGUCACCGUAUCCAACGAGCAGCCCAAGCCAAAGGCCAAGGGCAAGGAUGAG